AUGGAGAAACAAGGUAAAGGGGAACUUCACAAAUAUGGGAGAAGGAAUGAAGCCAGAGGAAGAAGAAAGAGGCAAAGCAAUUGUCUAAAACUUUGCCACAUUUUAAGAGUCUGGACUAAAAUUUUAUAUGACAAGAAUCUGCCACUGACAAUUAUUUUGAAGUUUGUCAAAAAGGGUAAACUGCAGCAAGUUCUGUGGCAUGCUUGUGAAUAUCAGAUAUAUCUACCAAGUUGUUUUCAACUAGUACUCCAAGUUGGUGAUUCAACAACUCACGUGUAUCCUGUCAUACAGACAAGCGAAUACCUGGUUGAUUACAUACAAAAUCUCAGUGCAAAACUUUUGACUUCCCUCAAUACAGAAUUUGCAUGCAAAGAUUUCUUCCUUGAUUUACAGAAAUGUUCAUUUUGGAGGUUUGGACUAAGCAACAAAUUUGAAGCUGAAUUUCCUUCAUCAUUGACAGGAAAGGUUGCACCUGAAGAAUUUAAAGCCAGCAUCAGCAGAGUUAACAGUUGUCUUAAGAAGAACCUUCCAGUUAAUGUCCGAUGGCUACUUUGUGGCUGCCUUUGUUGCUGCUGUACAUUAGGUUGUAGUAUGUGGCCGGUUAUUUGCCUGAGUAAAAGAACACGAAGAUCGAUUGAGAAGUUAUUAGAAUGGGAAAACAAUAGGUUAUACCACAAGCUGUGCUUGCAUUGGAGACUGAGCAAAAGGAAAUGUGAAACGAAUAACAUGAUGGAAUAUGUCAUCCUGAUAGAAUUUUUACCAAAGACACCAAUUUUUCGACCAGAUUAGCAUUUGCUUUAUUUAUAGAGACUUAUCCAAGUAUGUUGUCUUUCCAAUGGUGCCUUGCUUGGUGCUCUCAUGGUGGUGACAUAGCAUUGGUUCUACAGAUUAUUGUGGUGGUUUUUUUUUCUUUCUGUUUUUUUUAAUAAUGGCAUGUUCUAAGUGCAUUUUGUCAAAAUUUGCAAAAGUCAUUUCAUGCAAAUGUUUAACUACUACUUAAGUUAUUACUUGUACUUUUUAUGUUAAUGUAUCUUGAUUUUUGGAGAAUCUUUUAUAUGUGUGUGUGUAUAUACAGAACUAUAAAUAUACAGCUGAAAAUAGCUUAUAAGUGAGCAGAUAUUUUUUUACUCCAUAAUACACAUAAUGAGUUGAUUAUAAAUUGUGGUAGUUCUUUUAAUUUUUAACCUAAGUAACUUCUAUGACCAUCUGCAGAUUUUACUGGUGACAUGUAUACUAGUUGUAUAUUUUUACUUUCCUAUCUUUCUCUGGAUGGGAUGCGGGAGGAAAUAUCAUUCUUCCCCCUCUACUGGGAUAAUGACUUACAUUUGUUUGAAACUGUCCAUUUUGGAACCCAAAUGUCAAUGCUUCAUUAGAAGUCUCUGUGCUCUUUUGUGAAGAAAUCUAUCAGCUGGUUCUGAAGAAGUUCUACUUGAAGAUUAAUAAACCAGAAUUCGAAGUAUUGUACUCAAACUAGAAAAAAAUCACAAAGGUUUGCAUGCAUCUGAUGACUACUAGAGCUCAGGAUCACAAAAAUACAUUAAUAUUGCAACUUACAAUGUAUAUAUCUUAAUUCAGGCUGAUGCCAUGUAACAGCUUUACUAUUUUCUUCUUAUUGUUCACCAGAUCUUGUACACAAGGGUGCAAAACUAUUUUUCAGUGAAUUUAUUAUCCCAAUAAAAUAUUUUUAAAGGUUUUAUUUAAAUAAAUUUAUAACCUCACAUAGGCAGUUGUUUGAGAGAGAUUUUGAGAAACACAGGUCCAGACACAAAUGUGGGCUGAUGCCAUGUAUCACAAAAUUUAAUCAAAGCUGGGUGCACUGGAGAAUUUAAGAAAUAUAUUGGAUAAAUAUUUAUUGCACCCUUGUUUCUUCCCAGUUUGUUUUACAAGGUAUUAUAUUCUGCACAAAUAUGAUUUAAAAACCUGUAUAUAUAUGAUAUAUGCUUGGGUCAGGCCUUUCUAUUUCAUUCUGUUAUUUAUCUCACUUAGUUGUACAUAUCUUCAUGUAUAUUUUGUUUUUAAUAGCUACUUGGUAAUCUUAUUUUUAUGUUUGUUCUUUGUAUGUCUGGAAUAACUGUACAUGAACAUAAAUGUAAGCUAAGAAACUGUUCCCCGUAGAUCUGUGGUAGCAAGCAAUAAUGUGAAUAAUUAUGACAAACAAAUAUACUCUGCUUAGUAUUUGUAUCAAUGAAAAGUUGACAUCACUACAAGAAUAGCUUUCUCUUUUUACUUUUUUAAAUGCAAGUUUCAUUUUUCAUUACCAAAAACAAGUACCCGGGUGUUUAUGAACUAUUUUUGUAUACUUCUUCAAAAUAGUUAUUCUUGAUAAAUCUUCACUUGUGAAUGUCAUAUUCAUUGUUUGAUAUCAGGAACUCUCUAGAAAGGUCAAGGGUUUUCUCUGAAUUAUUUUCAUCUGUGUUCUCAAUACAUGUCCCAGAGUAGAAAUCUUCCAUACUCAGCUUUUAUCUAUUGAUCCCCACUCUCUGCUUUUGAAGAAAGGAAUUCUGUUUCUUGUGAAAGCUUCAGGUAUGUUCUAUUGUUAUCAAAGAUUUCAAUGGACUGUAUAAAACAGCAUUUUCAU
Molecule: messenger RNA, 2578 nt
Organism: Pelodiscus sinensis (Chinese soft-shelled turtle)
Lineage: Eukaryota; Metazoa; Chordata; Testudines; Trionychidae
Source: RefSeq, a predicted model, not a curated record